AUGCAUCGGCCGAAAUCACUCGCAACUGGCGAGGCUACGCCGUUGAAGCCUGCAGCGCGUCUCUAUGGUGGCACUCCACAGUCGACCGAGCGUCUAAUCAAGCCAUUUCGAUGUCCAGGUUCAGCUACAGUGUCGCGAGUAUCAGAAAAGCCAGCGAGGAAGAGGAGGAAAGUCGAUUACUCUGGCGCUGGUGGUGAGGAUGGGGAAAGUGAUAAACCAUACUCCAACGAGGAUCGAUUAGCCCUCGCCACACGAGACGCGAACCGAUUCCCAGUGUUCAAACCCAAAGACAAAGAGACUGCAUUCAGGGCAAAAUUUAUUGUGCCUCUAGUCAAUAAGGACACCGGAGCAUACAACCCAAACCGACCAGCGCCUCUACUGGGAAUGCGAACUGGAACUGUCUUCGUUGCACGACCACUGCAUGAUCCCAGUGGAGAAUUUGCAAUCGUAUUAUACGACCCAACUGUUGACGAUAAGCCUGAGCCGAAACAAGAGCCUGAGCCCAAGGAAAGCCAAACUGAGAAGAAGGAGCUAGAUGCUCCACUGGUUCAUAAGAGUUUGGCUGAGAUACUGGGUUUGAAGAAGAAGGUAGACAACGAGCGGCCGCGUGUACCAGUGGUGAUAGAUCCAAGGCUUGCCAAGGUUCUGCGACCCCAUCAGGUCGAAGGAGUGAAGUUUUUGUACCGAGCCACAACUGGUAUGAUUGAUUCAAAGGCGAACGGCUGUAUCAUGGCCGAUGAGAUGGGUCUCGGCAAGACAUUGCAGUGUAUCACGCUGAUGUGGACGCUGUUGAAACAGUCGCCUGAAGCUGGUAAAUCCACGAUACAGAAAUGUGUUAUUGCAUGUCCCUCAAGUUUAGUGAGAAACUGGGCAAACGAGCUGGUGAAAUGGCUGGGGAAAGACGCUGUUACCCCUUUCGCGAUCGACGGAAAAGCGUCGAAAGAAGAACUGAUUCAACAAAUACGGCAAUGGUCAAUAGCAUCUGGACGCGCAGUUGUUCGGCCAGUGUUGAUUGUGUCUUAUGAAACACUGCGACUUUACGUUGACGAAUUUGGACAAACGCCAAUUGGAUUGAUGCUUUGCGAUGAAGGUCAUCGAUUGAAGAAUGGAGACAGCUUAACUUUCACGGCCUUGAACAGCUUGAACGUACAGAGACGUGUUAUUCUCUCCGGUACGCCCAUCCAGAACGAUCUUUCGGAGUAUUUUGCACUGCUCAAUUUUGCGAAUCCUGGUUACCUUGGUACACGUAUGGAGUUCCGCAAGCAAUUUGAAAUACCCAUUCUGAAGGGUCGCGAUGCCAACGGAACAGACGCCGACGUGCAGAAGGGUAACGAGCGGCUCACAGAGCUAUUGGGUCUGGUCAACAAGUUCAUCAUCAGACGAACUAACGACAUUCUCUCCAAAUACCUACCAGUCAAAUAUGAGCACGUCGUGUUCUGCAAUCUUGCACCAUUUCAAAAGGACCUAUACAACCAUUUCAUUAAAUCACCGGAUGUUCAAAGCCUGUUACGCGGCAAAGGUUCGCAGCCCCUUAAGGUCAUUGGCAUGCUCAAGAAGCUGUGCAACCACCCUGACCUACUCAAUCUACCAGAAGACUUGCCAGGGUGUGAAGAUAAGCUACCUGAAGAUUUUGUGCAAAAGGACGCACGAGGUCGAGACCGGGAGGUUAAGGUAUGGUACUCUGGAAAGAUGGCUGUCCUUGACCGUAUGCUUGCGCGCAUCCGCGCUGAGACAAACGACAAGAUCGUUUUGAUUUCCAACUACACUCAGACACUCGACAUUUUUGCCAUGCUUUGCCGAUCACGUGGAUAUGGCUGUUUCCGCCUAGACGGUACAAUGAAUGUUAGCAAACGACAAAAACUGGUUGACAAGUUCAAUGACCCGGAAAGCCCUGAGUUUGUCUUCCUUCUCUCCUCCAAGGCCGGUGGAUGUGGUCUCAAUCUCAUUGGCGCUAACCGACUUGUCCUUUUCGAUCCCGAUUGGAACCCAGCUGCUGACCAGCAAGCCCUUGCUCGUGUGUGGCGUGAUGGCCAGAAAAAGGACUGCUUCGUGUACCGCUUCAUCACCACCGGUACCAUUGAAGAGAAGGUCUUCCAGCGACAAUCUCACAAGCAGUCGCUCUCGUCCUGUGUUGUUGAUUCUGCAGAGGAUGUAGAGCGGCAUUUUAGUCUUGACUCACUUCGUGAGCUUUUCCAAUACCGCGAUAAUACGACUAGUGAUACCCACGACACCUUCAAAUGCAAGCGAUGCCGAAAAGAGGACGGCAAGCAAAUUAUGAAGGCUCCGGCCAUGUUGUAUGGUGAUACGAGUACUUGGAAUCAUUUUGUUAACGAUGGGGAGACGGGCGCACUUGGCAAAAUUCAGGAUUUGUUGCUUAGACAGGAGACGGCGAAUGACUUGAAGGACGUCAGUGCUGUAUUCCAGUAUAUAAGUCAUUGA
Messenger RNA from Bipolaris zeicola 26-R-13, 2439 nucleotides. RefSeq lists its product as uncharacterized. Bases 1 to 2439 code for a protein of 812 amino acids. The record is from RefSeq and is a predicted model, not a curated record. Gene Ontology annotation, molecular function: ATP binding; DNA translocase activity; ATP-dependent chromatin remodeler activity. Lineage: Eukaryota; Fungi; Ascomycota; Dothideomycetes; Pleosporales; Pleosporaceae. Gene Ontology annotation, cellular component: nucleus. Gene Ontology annotation, biological process: reciprocal meiotic recombination; double-strand break repair via synthesis-dependent strand annealing. The transcript has a single exon.